Messenger RNA from Cyprinodon variegatus (sheepshead minnow), 627 nucleotides. Its product is annotated as extensin-like. Bases 1 to 627 code for a protein of 208 amino acids. NCBI's taxonomy places the organism in Eukaryota, Metazoa, Chordata, Actinopteri, Cyprinodontiformes, Cyprinodontidae. The transcript has 2 exons. The record is from RefSeq and is a predicted model, not a curated record.
AUGCCGCACCCCCAACGGAUGAAGCCAGAGCAGCACAGCCGUGUACGCCACCCACACCCCCUCCACCAACCGCACCAGACCCCGACACGCGGCCGAAGCAACUCCGCCGCCCCAGCCCCCCGACGCGCACCGGCCGGAGCCACUCCACCCCCCACCUGCCCUGUAGCCACACCAGCCGUGAUCAGCGGGAACAAAGCAGCUCCACCAUGCCUCCAAGUGGGAAAACCCACCCAAAAACCAAAUCAGCGCAGCCAGCCCAUCCACACCAGCCCCCCAACACCACCCCUGCCGGAGUCGCCUAGACCCCCACACACCAGCGGCGCACCACCAGCAGGACCCCCAACCAACGGGGCCGCCCCCCCGAGAAAACAGACAUCCCAACAGGCCCCGAGGCACCCCGGCACACCAGAGGCCUCGGCAGCAGGGACAGACAGCCGGGCGUACACCGGCCCAGACCCCAAGCAGAACCCGAACCCCCGAAACCCAACCGGGGCCCCCGCCCGAGGGCAACGUGCCCCAGGGAUCCCAGACCCACCCCGGACCCACCCAGCAGUAGGGCCGGGCAAUGCCCAAAAACCCCCGGCGCCGGCACCAACACCCCCCACCCUGACACCGGCCCCCGAUUGA